Pyrgilauda ruficollis (rufous-necked snowfinch) is the source of this 2220-nucleotide messenger RNA. RefSeq names its product RAD9 checkpoint clamp component B (gene RAD9B). The transcript has 11 exons. Gene Ontology annotation, cellular component: checkpoint clamp complex. Gene Ontology annotation, biological process: cellular response to ionizing radiation; DNA repair; DNA replication checkpoint signaling. Lineage: Eukaryota; Metazoa; Chordata; Aves; Passeriformes; Passeridae. Bases 21 to 1277 code for a protein of 418 amino acids. The record is from RefSeq and is a predicted model, not a curated record.
AGGGGAGAGGGAGGGCGGCCAUGAAGUGCGUGAUCGGGGGGGCGCAGCUCCGAGUGUUUGGAAGAGCAAUACAUGCCAUAGCACGGAUUAGUGAUGAAUUUUGGUUUGACCCCAUAGAAAAAGGUCUUGCCUUAAGAUCAGUGAAUUCCUCGAGGUCAGCAUAUGCAUGUGUGUUCUUCUCAUCCAUGUUUUUCCAGCAUUACUGCUGCACAGCUGCGCCCCAGCCCUGUCAGAAGGAGAAGCAGUUAUCCCUCCCCUGUAAAUUGAUAAUUAAGUCAGUUCUCCCUGUGUUUAGAUGUGUAAAUGUGCUGGAAAGGAACGUAGAGAAAUGCAGCAUCUCCACCAGCCCCAGUGAGCAGCACGUCACCUUCCAGCUGCUCUGCAGGCACGGUGUUGUAAAAACCUAUAACCUGACAUUUCAGGAGUGUGAUCCCUUGCAGGCUGUUUUUGCAAAGCACAUGUGUCCAAACAUUCUUAAAGUCCACUCCAGGCUGCUGGCUGAUGUGAUGAUCCACUUCCCAACCAGUCAGGAAGAAAUAACCUUGUCAGUAACUCCAAUGAAAGUUUGUUUCAAGAGUUACACUGAGGAAGACACUGACUUUUCAAGGACAAUGCUUACUGAGAUACAGCUCAGUCCAGAGGAAUUUGACUACUUUCAAGUUGGAGUAGAUUCUGAAGUGACAUUUUGCCUUAAAGAACUGAGGGGCCUGCUGGCGUUUUCCGAAGCCACGAGCGUUCCUGUGUCCAUCCACUUCGACAGAUGUGGGAAACCCAUUGCAUUCAGCAUUGAGGACCUGCUGCUGGAGGCCAGCUUUAUCCUGGCUACCUUGUGUGAGGCUGAGAAGGAGGCAGCUCCCCCAGAGCCUGCCUGCUGCCCACGGCCCUGGGACAGCUCAAGGACUGGCAUGGAUAAAUCUGACCAGACCUCCAUGGAUGGAGCCAGCAACGCAGUCACAGCCACUUCCAAAAAGCCACAGCAGAAGGGAAACACUCAGAGCAUGGACCCUGCAAAACCCCCAAGUGGUCUGGCAAAACAAGAGGUAAAAAAUAUUCCCAGAGGCACAGAGAGGGAUGUGCCAGGCAGAGCAGGAGCAGCCACGGCCCAGCCAGCCAGAGGAGAAGCCACAGAGGCUCCUUAUGCCAAGUUCCACUCCUUGUUCUUUGGAGCUGUCUCUUACAAGGAGAAGGAGGCCGUCGGUGACACCUUCCAGAGCUUGGUGACAGCCAGUGACACUGAGGAGGAGCUGGGUGCCUUGCAGAGCUCCCCGGUUCUGUAGUGCAGGGCUUGGGGUCCAAGGACAGACAGUGGGGAGCGCCCAGGAGGGAGGGGCAGGGCAGGCCCAGCCUUUGUCACUGGUGCUGUGACCCAGCAGCACAGAACGUUCUGGAACUGCCAGUGCUCUGGUAAUGGCACAAAUUUAGGUCACGAUUGACUCCGUUGAGGUUUGUGUGUUCUGCAGGAGCUGCUGGGGGUUCUGCUCUCAGAACACUCUCACUGGAGAGAGGCUCAGUUUGAAUUCAAACUCUGUUACCCCAUCAGGUUAAGGGAGAACUCAGGUUUUUACAGGUUCUCUAGAACCAGCCUUUAACUGAAAAACCAAAGUUGUCACAGAACUGCAUUUAAAAAAAUAAAGGUUUGAGUUUCAGACUUGCAUUAUUCUUUUCCUUCCCGGAGUCUCUCCCCCCACACGCCAGGGGCAGUGCAGUAUUUCCAAAGUCACACUGGAAUACGACACUGAAGUUCCCAGUCAAUUAAAGGAUGGUUAUCUGUCUGCCAGGCUGCUGCAGAAGGCAUUGGGUGUCACUCAGGUGUGGCCCCGAGAGCCGAGCAGGGAGGUCACAGUGACAGCCCAGCCCCCCAGCCCUGGCUGUGCCUCUGUGCCUCCAACCACAUCCCCACAUCAACAAACAGAGGGUUUGCAGGCAACUUGACUUUAAAAAGCACAUUUUAGUAUAAAUACUAUAUUUAUUAAAUAUCUUUACAAUUUAUUUAAAUGUAUUUACAGAACUAUUCCUGCAUAAGUUAUACCUCAGACAUGAAAUUCACAUAAUUGCCUCUUGGGUAAGCAUAGAUGAUAGUCUCAUUUUAACAGCAACAAAAAAGCAUCCUCAGAUACAGACUCGGAUUUGCUUCAUUGUUUCAGCUAUCUUUGUCAGAAACUACUGCAUACAGUCGGCUUUUCCACACAGCAGCUGCUCCUCCCCUGGAGAAAGGAUGUU